Messenger RNA from Sabethes cyaneus, 1119 nucleotides. Its product is annotated as probable elongation factor 1-delta. Gene Ontology annotation, biological process: translational elongation. NCBI's taxonomy places the organism in Eukaryota, Metazoa, Arthropoda, Insecta, Diptera, Culicidae. The coding region runs from base 187 to 987 and encodes 266 amino acids. Gene Ontology annotation, cellular component: eukaryotic translation elongation factor 1 complex; cytosol. Gene Ontology annotation, molecular function: guanyl-nucleotide exchange factor activity; translation elongation factor activity. The transcript has 4 exons. The record is from RefSeq and is a predicted model, not a curated record.
AACCCAACCAUCAAGAGAGACGACCGUACCAUACCGUACCUCGUGCAAUUUGUGGGAUAACAUUUAUCACAUAUUUUUAUAUUGAUUUUCUGAUACAGAAAGGAAUCCGCCAUUCUGUUAGCACGUUGGACGCCCUUUAAGUUGUUUCGAUUAAAGUGACUUUAAGGCUAACUAAUAUUACACAAGAUGAUUUCCCCAAUGGUUUGCGAAAAGUUCUGGGCAGAUAAAUCUAAUUAUGACAAUGCCGAAAAAAAGUAUUAUGAAUAUUUAUCUCAGAUGAAUUCCUUUCCGGCACAGUGCACAUUAGCGUCGGAGAUCUCUAAGGCUAGACAGCACAUCAAAAAUUCGCUAGAGAGAAUGGAUGGCAUUGCAGCUCUUGCCGCUAGUCCAGGUGCUGAAUUGCUGGAUCGUCUGUCUACCGUAGAAAAGGAGAAUGAUAAAUUGCGUUCAGUCAUCGAUGGCCUAAACAACCUCGUAAUAGAUUUGCAUGCACGUGUCAAGGCAUUAGAAUCGGGAUUAAAAACAGUGCCAACACCAGUAACAGUGACGAAGUCAGCACCUGCACCAAUUAAGAAUGCCACUACUACUGACGAUGCUGAUGACAAUGACGUGGACCUGUUUGGUUCCGAUGAUGAGGAAGAAGAUAAGGCUGCGGCUGAUUUGCGAGAAAAACGUUUGGCUGAAUAUGCAGCUAAAAAAUCAAAAAAGCCAGCUUUGAUCGCCAAGUCAAAUAUUAUCCUCGAUAUAAAGCCCUGGGACGAUGAAACUGAUAUGAAACUAAUGGAAAAAGAGGUCCGCAAAAUUAGCAUGGAUGGAUUAUUAUUGGGAGCUUCCAAACUAGUUCCGCUGGCAUAUGGAAUUCAUAAACUGCAGCUGUCGUGUGUUAUCGAAGAUGACAAAGUUUCUGUGGACGAGCUGCAAGAACAGAUAGAAAAAAUUGAAGACUAUGUCCAAAGCGUUGAUAUUGCUGCAUUCAAUAAAAUCUAAAGCAGUUUUUUAAUCACAUUGUAUGUUCACCUUUCUUUCAAAUUGAUUAUCUUAUUGUGAUGUUCUAGAUUCAUGAUAAUUCCUGCAAAAAGUCAGCAAAUCACUGUUCUGAAUAAAAGGUUUUUGAACUGA